Molecule: messenger RNA, 5038 nt
Organism: Branchiostoma floridae (Florida lancelet)
Lineage: Eukaryota; Metazoa; Chordata; Leptocardii; Amphioxiformes; Branchiostomatidae
Product: exportin-4-like
Exons: 23
Coding region: 77-3520 (1147 amino acids)
Biological process (GO): protein export from nucleus
Cellular component (GO): nuclear pore; cytoplasm
Molecular function (GO): nuclear export signal receptor activity
Source: RefSeq, a predicted model, not a curated record
AAUUGGCAUUAGUACCCCUCCGUACGAGUGGUAUCUUCGUUACUUUCACCACACGCCAGAAUCCAAAAUCGACAGUAUGGCGGGUUUGAGUUCUGCCGCCGUUCAACUACAACCAACACAACUAGAUGGACAGAGCGUCGACCCAAACCUACUUCAGAAGUUGGAGGAAGCAUCCAAUACCAUUUUGGCUUCCCCAUCAGCUGAUCAGAGACAUGCUGCUGAGCAGUUCCUUCUGGACUUCCGCAAGACCAAGACUCCGUACACAAUCUGCUGUUGUUUGAUGGAGCAAACCAGAAACGACUAUGUGAUAUUCCAGUGUGCAUGCACAUUGAAAGAAGCCAUCUUACGGGAAUGGACGCAACAGUCACCUCAAAACAUCCACACUCUCAAAGACUUUCUCAUGCAGUUUGUUCUGAACAGGCCAAGCCUGGCAGUGUAUGUACGUGAGGAAAUUGUCCUGACGGUAGCGGUCAUCGUGAAGCGGGGAACGUUAGGCACGUCUGCUGACGACAGGAACCAUUUCAUCAGCCAGCUGACAAAACUCAUCCAUGCUGACAAUGGAGCUGCACGAGUGGUGGGCCUUUCUACCCUGGCUGCUUUACUGACUGAGUACGGAGGGAAUGGGAAAGGGACAGACUUUGGCCUCUCCUGGGAAUUCCACUUGCGCUGUAAGAAAGUCUUUGAGGACAAAGAGCUGCUGACUGUGUUUAUGGUUCUACUGGAGGCCCUCCAGCAGCUGGCAGGUCUGGACAGUGUGCCUGCUGACUGGGAGACUCUGGCUCUCAUCGCCAAACUGCUGGCACUGGCUGAGCAGAUCCUCACCUGGAGAUUCUCACUACCACUGUUGCAGAAGCGUUUCCUGAGUGACUUGUCUGAAGCCAGGUGGAACAGUCCGUUCCGCCCACCCAAUCAGUGGAGAGAGCUGGUCGUGGGGCGUGGCCUGGUCAUCCACCUCUUCAAGCUAUAUGGACAUGUACAGACCCAUGCUGAGCUGGCCCACACGUGUCUGCAGUGUCUCCUGCAGCUCGUCUCCACCACUGGGGACAUCUUCCCUGACCACAAGACUCGCGCUGACUUCCUCAGUCCCUUCAUGGCAGGUUUCCUCCAUUUAACUCAGAGAAACACACUAGCUGAGUACGAGGUGUUGGGUGUGGCUACCCUGGCCUGCCGCCUGCUCACAGUGUUUCCCAGCAAGCACCUGGGACAGGUUUCUUCUGAGCAGCUCCAGGCUUUCCUCACCAGGACAUGCCAGCUCACAUGCUCAUUCUCUUACCUGGCCAUGCACCAGAAGGCAGCAGAAGAGGAGAGUCUGUAUGAUGAAGGGUUGGAACAGCUGCUGCAGAUGUGGACAGCACUGUGGGACAGCAGGGACAGCUUCCCACCUGCAGCACAGCUCUGCCAAACCUAUACUCCAGAAAUCUUCCAAACAUACCUGCAGAGCCACCUGUCAGCGGCUGAUGGUACUGCAGGCCAGGCGGGGUCCUCGGACGAUAUGGAGGAGAUCCGAAGCGAAGACGAGGACGACCGCGAGCGCUACUCCGCCCAGCUGUGCUGUGUGGGGCUGCUGGGAAGGAUGGUGCCGUCCCACGCCAUGUCCCAGCUCACACGCCUCCUGUGUGAGAGGACAUCACAGCUGCAGUUGGAGCUGAAGAACUCUGCAGGUUCCCAGGAACAGAUGAACAGGCUCUACAGACUGUACGAUGAUCUACACUGGCUGCUGCUCAUAGCAGGCCACUUUCUCGCUGACCAAUCAGAAGGCGAGGUUCCAGUCAUUCCUUCAGAACUGAUGGAACAUUCCAUCGCCCAGUCUCAGAUGGGGGUGUCUGAAGUAGGGGCCACUCAGACAGAAAUGGUGUGCUCUCUACAUAUAGAUAGGAUGUCCCAAACUAGUAAUGACAAGUGUGAUGAUAUAGUCAGACUGGUGAGUAAGGUGUUCAAGUUGAGUGAGUUGGAACGUUACGCAGUCCAGGCCCAGUUGGACCCUCUCCUGAGCCCAGAGUUGAGCAGGGAUAUUGUCUGGUUCUUCCAGCGCUGGGCCCGACCGUACCUACUUAUGCAGGAGAAACACUACCCACAGGUUAGCCUUCCUUUGGCCUGCGCCUUUGGUCAAGGUUCCGACUCUGCCAGUCUGGCCGUCCAGACACUGGUCAACAAAGUGGUCAGCAACUUCCAGGUGUGGACAUCAGAGGGAGAGGUGACAGAGGACACAGUCCAGUUGUUUCUCACACUGACUGAGAACAGAGACAGAUGUCUAGAAGUGGUGAAAUGUGAGAAGCUGUGGUUCCUAGCCAUGCAGCAGUUUAGCGAGCCCUUUGUGCUGCUGGCCGCCAACUGUCGCAGACACCUGAUGAAAGCCGUACUCUUUGCUGCCUCUGCCAUGUCGGCUGAAGUCCGUGCACGGUACUGGACACAGACCAUGCAGCCGUUGCAUGACCGUUUCCAAGCCAUGGCUCAGAGGAGAGUGUCGGGUGGGCAUGACGGGCUCCUACAGGUCAGGAACUUGUUAGAACUCCUGUGCGGUGUGGCCGAGGCCUCACGCGUGGACAACACGUCGCUGGUGUUCUCAACCAUAUACCCUCGUCUCAGGGACAGUGUCCGUCUCCUGGACACCUUUCACAACUACCCCGAGAUUGUUGUUCUAGUCUUAGAUGCCUUCAAGGAAACCAUUACAAGACAACUUUGCUACCUCAGUCAGGCAGACUCCCUGAAGUUGUACGAGGUGACGAUACAGCUCAUCCAGAGCUACGCCCGACACCACGGCAGGCACAGGUUCACAGUUGAUGCCAGCGCAGAGGAAGAUGACUUCAAUGACCUGAUGUUACUGCUGGAGAUGUUGACACAGCUGACCAACAAGGACUUUGUAGACUUUGGGGCCACAGAUGACCCUGGUGCAGGGGAGCCAGCAGUGGUUCCAGCUGAUGUGGUAUUCUGUGGACUGGACUUUGUUGUCCCACUCAUGAAUGCUGAACUGCUCAAGUUUCCCAGUCUGUGCCUGCAGUACUUUAAGCUGGUGUCCUUUCUGUGUGAGGUGUACCCAGAGAGAGUUCCCCAGCUCCCACAACAACUCUUCUCCAACAUCAUGGCUUCCCUUCAGCUGGGGCUGUCCUCUGACUAUGGAGAGGAUGUACAGAAGUUAUGUCUGGACACACUCGAGUGCCUGGCCAUCCACUGUGUUAAAUCUGAGUCUACAACAGGACAGGCAUACAUAGCCUUACAGCAUUUUGUCCAGGUGGUCCUAGACAUGCUGGUGCUACAACCUUUGAACCCUGACCUUUUAGACGUUCUUGGUGAGACCUUCUAUGCACUUAUCUGCUGUCACCAGGCGCAGUACACACAACUUGUACAUCAGCUGGUACGAUCACAGACAGACACGUCCACGGCUGAACGCCUGGCCGCGGCGUUCCAGCGCCUCACACCGCCCGACAUUCCACUAAACAUGGAGAAAACACACAGGAGCAGGUUCGAAGAACGACUACAGACUUUCGUGAUGGACGUUCGCAGCAUUCUGACUGUCAGAUGACAUCUUGUAAACAAACAAACAAUGCAGGAAAUGUUUUUAUGCUUCAUUGUGUUUUGCUGAUAUUCAGCAAGCCUGCUAUGUGCACCGCUGCUACCAAAGAACCACACAUAGUAGUAGUAGUAUCCAGCAUUUGAUUAUACUGCUACUGUGCUCCGUGACAAAGGGGUAAGCGGCAGUCUUCCUACCACGCUUCCAUGCUGCUCUGUCCAGAUGGUUCACCCUAGUACACCCAUGUGACUUCAACAAUGGACAUAUCUGCAAGUUUUGUCCUAUGUCCUUUGGAUGGACCUACACUUGCAUUUUACAAUUCCUUCAAACGGAACCUGCUUUUCUCUUGAUAAAUCAUUUUAUCAAACCAUGGAACAGAGAUCUACACAAAUGCCACACUUGUGGAUUGCCCAGCUUUUGAUUUGUUUUAUUAUUUGGAAAGGUCUCAUUUUAAUCUGUUAGUUCAUUAGGCAAAGUUGUUAUCUGGACUACAUGAUCUUGUAUGUGUAGUUGAAAGUGAAAUUUCUGUAUGUAAUGUAAAAUUUCUAUUACAAAUGGAAAGCAUAACAAGAACACGCAGAGAUGAACGUACACAUUGGAAAGUAGUAGAGCUCUGGAUAUGCUUUAAUAUACUUUUUGUACAUGACUGUAUGUGCCUUGUCAUUAAUAAUGCUCUUUUAGUCAGAAUCUUCCCAUGCAUGCUGCAGUGCAUACAGGCUGACGUCACAGCUGAGCCUUCCUAACAUAAGAAGCACUGAAAUAAGACCUUGUUUAAGUACUUACUCAAAUUGCCUUCCCAAUGUUCUCUCCACCAGAAAGUCACAAAACUCUACCCUCUAACCAUGUAAAGAAAACAAAGUCAAUCAGCUCAAACUCCGAGAAAAUCUUCUAUUACGGAAACCAUACCUUUGACCCCAGUUUUCUCCCGUAUCCGUCUUCACACCUGUCCUUACAACUAUACUGGUGGCUAGUGUCACUUCUUUGCCGGCUGCACUCCUCGGCCAGCUUUGAUACUGGAUUUAGGAGAAUUCUUGUACACAACUAGGUUAAACUUGCUUGCUUACGUUUCAGUGUCUAUCAGACACCUUCCUCAGAGCUUCUGACUGAAGUUCUGCUUCGCACCGCUAUAUGUAGCUGACGUAGGUGGCAUUUUUGCGGCGAGAACACUAUCCCAAACGUGGCCAAGUUUGUAUUGAAACAUAAGCAAGUAAGUUUAACCUGGUUGUGUACAAGAAUUCUCCUAUAUUCUACCAACCUGAUGAAAUUAUUUUUGGAAGCUUUGAUACUAUCUAAUUAAACUGCAUAAGAAAGCUUGCAACCAAAAGAGGAAAACUUGCAACCCUAUCUGUUCAUUCUAUCUCAAAAGUCUCCAGAGAGCAUUUUCAAAGAAAUGAGGGAUUUUCAAGGAUUUUGAGUUGGUUUUGAGCACUCCACUGUACAAAACGACUCUGACGUCUGCCCUGUACCCACUUGCUUGACAUCUGUCUGUACUGUGUACAGGUACAAAAUAAAUGGCAUUCCACAAGACUA